Messenger RNA from Elephantulus edwardii (Cape elephant shrew), 1599 nucleotides. RefSeq names its product radial spoke 3 homolog (Chlamydomonas) (gene RSPH3). Gene Ontology annotation, cellular component: cilium. The record is from RefSeq and is a predicted model, not a curated record. Lineage: Eukaryota; Metazoa; Chordata; Mammalia; Macroscelidea; Macroscelididae.
AUGCGCAGCCGCCCCUACUGCGCAGGCGCAGCGGCGCGGGCCCGCCUGCCGGAAGUACGUCACGGCAGCGACCGGAACUCCGAGGCGCUUCUGCCCUCCCACCGGGCUUCCCGUUGCUCGGUAACCGUCGUCAAGGCCUCGGACUCGCCGUGGUCUCCGCCGGGUGUAGUGCCCGCUGGAUGUCCGGGAAGCUCCCGGCCUGACCGCCGCACUUCUUGCCACCCCUGGUCACCCUGUCCCCUGGUCACCUCGCGGAGUCCCUGCCCCCGGCUGCUUCACGCAGCCUGCCCUGUGCACCGCUGAGCGCACACCUGCCCCGAGGCCCGGCUCCACCGAGGGGCCCGCAGCCUGAGGCCGGACAAGUGCCCCUCGCUGACCCGGCCCGGCUCCCCGGCCAUGGGGACCUACACCUACACCAGCCGGCCGCGCGCCCUGCCCUGCCAGCGCCGCCGUUACCGCGACAGCCUGCUGCAGCCAGAUGACAACGAGACUAUGCAUUUUGGAAACAUAAUGUAUGACAGAAGGGUGAUCCGAGGCAACACUUACGCUCUGCAGAUGUUACCAUUGGCAGGGCAGCAGGAUCCUGUGGAGCUGCAGAGGCAGCAGCAGGCCAAGAGGAGGGCCCUGGCCCGCAGGCGAGCCCGGGAGCAGCUCCGGCCACGCACACCCGAGCCAGUGGAAGGCAGAAAACACAUGGACGUGCAAACAGAAUUAUAUCUUGAGGAAAUUGCCGACCGCGUAAUAGAAGUUGAUAUGGAAUGCCAGACAGAUGCAUUUUUGGACAGACCAUCAACACCACUCUUUAUUCCUGCCAAAACUGGCAAAGAUGCGGCCACCCAAAUACUUGAAGGAGAGCUCUUUGACUUUGAUCUGGAAGUUAAGCCAAUGCUGGAGGUUUUGGUGGGAAAGACCAUCGAGCAGGCUCUCCUGGAGGUCAUGGAGGAAGAGGAGCUGGCCCACCUGAAGAUCCGCCAGAAUGAGUACGAGGAGCUUCGCAACAUCGAGCUGGCGGAAGUCCAGCGCCUGGAGGAGCAGGAGAGGAGGCACCAAGAGGAGAAGGAGCGUCGGAAGCGUCAGCAGUGGGAAAUUGUGCACAAGCAGACGGAGACGGCACAGAAGAUCGCCGCCCGGGCCUUUGCUCAGCGCUUCCUGCGUGACCUUCUUCCCUCUGUGUUUGGCAAUCUCAGGGAUGGCGGCUACUUCUAUGAUCCCAUCGAGAGAGACAUUGAGGUGGAAUUCCUCCCUUGGCUGCUGAAUGAAGUUGACAAGACCAUGGAGCACAGCCUGGUGGGAAGAACAGUGCUGGACAUGUUGAUCCGAGAAGUGGUGGAGAGGAGACUGAACAUGUUUGAGGGUCAGCAGCUGCGUCCAGAAACCCCUUACGGGCUGUAUCACUCUGAGGACGUCCCUGGAGGAGACGCUGAGGAGUCACUGGACUACUACAAGCUCCAUCAUGACCCACGCAUGUGGCAGUCCCAGGGGCCCAUUGCAGGCCAGCAGUACCUGUCGAGAGUAGCAGAGGAAGAAAGGUACAUGGACAGAGGGAUACCCGAAGAAAAGAAAAGCCUGGAAGAAGACUUUGUGGGGCCCAGAAACUAA